Vespa mandarinia (Asian giant hornet) is the source of this 749-nucleotide messenger RNA. RefSeq names its product M-phase phosphoprotein 6 (gene Mpp6). Gene Ontology annotation, biological process: maturation of 5.8S rRNA. Lineage: Eukaryota; Metazoa; Arthropoda; Insecta; Hymenoptera; Vespidae. The record is from RefSeq and is a predicted model, not a curated record.
AAUUUACUUGUGUUUUAUAUGGCGAUAUCCGGUUUAAUACAUAGAAAGAAAGAGAAAGAAAAAAAUUUUGGAAUAUUGAAAAAUAGGGUAUUUGCAAAAACAUUGCACUUGUGACUAUCAAGAAUAUUAUUAUAGAGAUUUCAUUGCUAUAAAGUUUGCUAUUAAAUCAGUUAUUUUUUUGAGAAUUGUGUAGUAAGUCCUUGUAAAUAUAUAUACGUAAAAAGAGAGGUUAAUAUCACAACAAUUUAGUAAUUCAAGUAGCAAGGUUUUUUCAAACAACAACAAUGAAUCCAACUAAAUCAAAAUUAUCAAAGAGUAUUUUACAAAUGAAGUUUAUGAAGAGGACAAAAGAAAAAGUUGAAAAACAGAUGAUAGAGAAAGAAGGAGAAGAAUAUUUCAGUGGUCAACUUUCAAUUCAGAUGAAAAAUGAAUCAGAGAAAUUUAUCAUUGAGCCCAGUUACGUGUUUUGUGAAAAAUUGAUUGAUGGUAGACUGAGUUUCCAGGGUAUGAAUCCUGAAUUAGAAAAAUUGUUAGAAAUAGAAAAUGUUGAUAAGCAGAUAGAAUUGGAGAAAAAACAAGAAGCAGAUGUAACAGAUGAACAAAUGGUAAAACAAUGGAUAAAUCUUAGAAAAAAGAAGAACAAAUUUAAAAGAACAAAAAAAAUAAAAAAUAAUAUUAAUCAACCUUUGAAUAAAAACCCAAAAUUUUUAAAACCAAUUGAUUAAUAUUAAAAAAUUUAUAGUGGUGUA